GAUGGAUAUAUUGGUGAACUUAACAUUAUCGUUGGAGCGCCCGGAUGAACUUGCUGGGAAUAUAAGGAUAUAUACUAAGGACUGAGCAUGGGAAAUACUGACCACCUUUAUGAACUAUGGACUUUAUAUACAAUCAAGAAUGAAGCGCAAUAUCUACAAAGAUACAUUCAAGAAUUUGCUCACGUCUACGAGGGAAUCAUCGACCUGAACUUUGAACUCGUCGAUGUCAAACGAGAUUCGAAUGUAACCGUCACCGAUGGGGCUGAUAAAGCAAAAGCAGCCAAGCAAUUGGUUGAUCUUUUAUCAAAUCCAAAAGAUUCUGAUGCAGAAUUGGGGCCACCAAAUUUAUCCGAACUACCGGAUGGGUUUUUGCAGGCUAUUAAUCGUCAGCUAAUGGGGAUUCGUGAUUACUUCAAUACUGCUGCUCUAUCAGUUGACAAGAACAGUUUCAAGCCAGAGAAAGUUGUCUAUGCAACUAACCUUGUCAAAUCUCUCUCUGUUAUUUGCAAGAAUCAUGAAAACUUGAAGCUUCUCUCAUCAGCAAGUCUUGUUGGUCUUGUUUUGAAUGUCGCAUCAUAUGUAGUACAAUUGAUUACUGGAGGGAACUCGGAGGAUGCAAAAACAUUACAGAGACUGGAAACAUUCCUACAUCAUGCUUUGUAUCUUUGUGAAUGUCUGUAUGAUCCUCUUCAUACAUGGAGAAAGAGAUUGAGAGGAGCUGAAUUGGAAGCUGAGACAGAUAAGAACAUAACUCCACUUUUGAAUGUUGACAUCAUUCCAUUUUUCUACGGCACACUUCAAACACAUGAUCGUUCACUGAGCGAUGAUUUGCAGAGACAUUUUUUGCAUAUGUUUGGUGCAUUACUGUGUGGAUCCCAGAGGAAUGCUUUAUUGGCAUCUUCAUCGACUACUUUAGACAUUUUAUUGAACUUUCUUUCACGCUUCAUGGGCCUUGAAGAUCACAGCAAUCAGCCUUCACCUGUGAAACCAUCGACUGAGCAACAACAACAACAACAGCAACAGCAAGAAAGUGGAAAACCAAAGUUAUCCCUGGGCUUGCCAAGGAUUGAGAUUUCAGGAGACGGAAUUACGAGGCUUUUCAACCAAAGCAAAGAUGUUGAGGGAGCAAGACUCGUUCUGAGAUUGAUUAUAAAGAUGGUUCAUGUUCUACAUAAUGCUGGUCCUGAUCAGAGACAAAUCAGUGUGAAAGAUGUUCUCGAUGAAUAUUUUACUCUUCUGACAAAAGCAAAUGGAAAUACAGAUAUGCAAUUACAAAUGAUAAGAUUCAUCCCAGAGUUUCUCAACACCCUGGAUCGACCAGCUUUGCAAAUGAUGUUGCUGCAACAAGGUUGCUUCAACCAAUUGAAGAAUGUACUUCAAAAUUAUAAUCCAGGGUUGUCUACUGAAGAAUCUGAGCAAUUUUCAGUUCAAUUUGUUAAUAUUGUGACUGCACUUGUAGCAGGAUCUAUGAGUGCUAAGGAAUAUUUUCAAGACGAUCUAGGUUAUGCUUUUCUGUUUGAAAGAAUCCGUGAAUUGAGCACUCCUACCAAGGAGAUUUUUAUUUCUUUUUUAAAUAUGGCUGUCGAAGCACAAAUGUUGUUGAAGCGUCCACAACCAAUCAAGAAUAUAUUUGUUGUUUUAAUGUUGAUGCAAUGGCUGCCAGAUAUUAAGCAAGUUGAGCAGCAGAUCUGGUUGGCCAGUAUAUUGAAGAGAUUAUUUACAUCAUGCAAUGAAAAUAAAAUAAUAGCUUGUCUGUGCAAAGUCGUUACUAAAGUUCUUGUCAUUCUUGUCUCACAUCCACAUUUACACAAGAGCACGGUACUUCACCUUCUUGAGUUAAUUGAACUACUAGGAACAUAUUCAAUGUCUCCAAGACAAACUGCUGCCUAUAUUGAACUACUCAGACAAGACUCAGAGCAACACAGGCAUUUGAAUCCUUAUUUUGGGCGGAUGCUUCAUAGUUUAUCUGCGAUGGCUCGGAAAGACACCGCUGAAAGAAAAUCUUCUCACUUCUUUGACUUACAAGAUUCCACUUCUGGCAUCACAGUUCCAGAGAUCAAAAAAUGGGGAGGAUCUGGAUUCUCAUUUCAUGCUUGGUUGUGUCUGAACUUUCAUCCUCAUAUGAAAAGAAGGAGUAAAUGUAGGAGACAGUUGUAUAGUUUUUUCUCAUCAUCUGGGACUGGUAUGGAAGCAUUUUUCACUCCUGAAUGUGAACUUGUCAUCGCUGUUUGCAAUAAAAAGAAUUAUUUAACUGUGAAGUUGAAUGAAGCACCUUUGAUUGACAACAAAUGGCAUUGUCUACACAUUGUUCACCAUCCAGCAAAACGUCCAUUUGGGAGCAACGGUACCUUGAACGUUUAUAUUGAUGGAAGGCUGGUCAUGACAACAACAUUAAGAUGUGCAAACCUUGGUGAGACCUUUUCCAUGUGUCAUAUAGGAUCUGCUGGACUUAGAACAAGCGCUUCCAAUAUCUCACUAUCCACUCCUGGCAUCCCUGGUACUCCUGUGAGUGAAUUAGGAACCCCUGUUACUCCAAAGACAUAUGGAUCACCAGUUACCCCUUCAAGGGUUGAAAAUGCUUCAAAGACAGACAGAGUUGUAACGAUAGAUGCAGGGACACAAGAUGAUGUUUGGGGUCGCGCAGUAUCGCUUCGUGGCCAGCUCGGAUCAGUGGCCGCUUUCAACGAUGUGUUAACAGAAGCUCAAGUCAAGGCUUUGAAUAUUGCAGGUCCAGACAAGAAGACAGUCAUGAACUCAGAUGACGUCCCAGGCGACAUCAAAUCCAAACUAGUUGUAUACUAUGCAGCGAAGGCUUGUCAUAGAUAUGUAUGCCGAGACCUGUCUUCUAGUCAAACACCACGAGAUGGGAAUCUAACUGGUCAUAAGAUUGUGACAUGGGAUGUGAAGGACUCUAUCAAUGCAAUAGGAGGAGUUCAUGUCUUGUUCCCGUUACUGGAAGAAAUAAAUACAAUGCAUCUCAAUAGAGGAGAGAGUAAUGAAGCAGUUUCCCCAAAUGAAGUUGUUCAAGAUGAUGCUUCUCCAGUUAAUGAAGAUGUUUCAUGGGUUAUGAUUGAAAGCCCAAAGUCAUCAGAUUUGAAACUCCAAAAGAACCAUGUGGCAGCUUUUAUUAUUUUAUUGAAGAACUUUGCAGCUCAUUCAGGCACAGGUUCCAUAGGAAGACAUGCAGUUAAUGAAGAUAUGCUCGUGCAAUGUUCUGGAAUUGCUACCAUUGGUGCUCUCUUGCAGAAGAUGCCUGCUGAAUUGAUCGAUGCAGAUGUAUUGAUGGCAACACAGUUACUUCUGGAAUCUAUCGAUUCUUCAACAACAAUGGGAACUAAUCUAUUGCAUCAAGUUUAUCAGUAUUUGCUGUUUGACUUCAGAAUCUGGAGUAGAAGUGAAUUCACUGUUCGUAUUGGACAUAUUCAAUAUCUGGCAACAGUGAUAAAGGACAACAGGAAAGCUUUCAGAAAGAAAUAUGGAGUGCAAUACAUGCUGGAUGUUAUUAAGACUUAUUACUGUUCUUCCGACUCCCAACUCAGUAUUGAUGACACCUGUGUUAUACGAAGCUCACUUCUAGGCCUUGUCAAAUACUAUGCAGCUCGAGAUAUAACUGCUGAUGAACUAAGUUCUAUUCUAGGAUUCAUAACUGCUUCAAAAGCACAGCAAGAAGUCCAGCUUUGUGAAUGCCUUGAUCUGCUUUCAUCAUUGCUUGAAUGUCCAUGCAAAGGUCAACUGCAUUGUUUAUUGUAUGAGCAAGGAAACGCCGAUCUCUUGUACGUCAUUCUUGCUGACCAACAAUUCAGUGAAGUCAUCAGAAUAAAAAUAUGCAAGAUGUUGACGAAACUUCUCAAGACAGAAUAUGUUUACGAAAAGAACAAAACGUUUCUCAAACUUCAAUCAGUUGGAUUCUCCAGUCUUAUCACAAGAAUGAAAGAUCUACCACCAACAAGAGUCUUCUGUGACCAAUUAUUGGACCUUGUUAUUGAGAUUGUCAACAACUCUUCUAGUUCAUCAGGCCCAAUUUUCAAACAUAAAGAUCUUGGAUCAGGAGCUUUGUUCUCUGUUCUUCAUUUCUUUCAUCGAGCUCAUAUAUCAACUAGAAGAGAUGCUGCCAAACGGUUGCUGGAUCUGCUUCUUACUAAAAAUGGAUUCCUGGCUCAAUGUGUCAACCAACCAGCUUGGCAGGAUACUUUGACGAGGUUAUUGGUGAAAGACUCAGAUUAUACAGAAUCAAGAACUGGAAGUUUUUCUCAAAGAUCUGAUGCAGGAUUCGAAUCUCUAGACGAUGUUCCCUCACUUGUUGUUGAUGGAAGCCAUCUUGAGCCCAGAAAAGAGUCAAUGAAUGAAGAAAAUGCCAACGAUUCAAGAUCUGCUUCUAUCAAUGGUGAAGAAGAUGAAAAUAAGAACACACAACAACAACAACAGCAACAACAAACCAAAUCAGUCUUUGAUAUUUUCAAUAAAAAUUCGCCACAAUCUGAGAAUGGAAAUAUGCAAACGUUGAAAAAACCAAUGUCAUUCCCUGAAGAACUGAAAAAAUUUAAGGACAACAUCAUAACACAAAUCAGUUCGCCAGUGAUGAAAGAUUUUGCAAGCGAAAGUUUUUCCGAGCUCACAGUUUCUGAGCACUCUAGCACCACCAGUCUGAAACAAAGUGGAAAAACGAGUCCUACUCUUUCAGAUCAUUAUUUCAACUUUGAACCUAGAGUAGAGAAUUUGUCGAGUACCGCAGGAAGCAUGAGCAAUUUACUCGACUAUGAAGCAGAAUAUGGAAUGUCAUUAAAAGAACGUUUUAGUCAAAUAGAAGAAGAUUUAGCAGAUGCUGUGACUGAGAUCUUGUACAUCAUGAUAUGGAGAGGAAUUGAUGGAACAACUGUAGAUUCAUGGAAGGCUCGAGGACAAGUAUUUGCAUGUUUGAACAAGUUGUCCAGUUCUCAUGAUCUUGUUCAAAAUUCUGAGAAAUUGAAACUAAGAAUUCUAGAACUCUGUGUUGAAGCUGCUUGUAAUGAUCUGAAGAAUCUUACAGCAGGAGCAGCAAAGUCUAAUGCAUCUGGUGCGAAUUCUUUUCUUCACAUCGCAGAGAAAUCAGCAGAAUUGAUCAGACAUGUCAAUGAUUUUCUUGUCAAUCAAGGAUCUGAUGCCACGCAUGUUUGGUCUAUAAAUCUCAUGGAAAACAUGUUUAUGUUAUUUGAUGUUCUCGUUGUCUGGGACAACAACAAUGAGUCAUCAUUGAAUGGACCAACAGAAUGGGUUGAGCUUGCAAGCAUCGGAUUGAGGCUACUGCUCGGAUGCAUGAAUACAGAUAAACUUGAACUGGUUGCCAUGGCAGCAGCAAAAUUACAUCAUCUUAUCCACUCGAGGUCACCGAGGAGCACAGAAGAAAUUUGCUACCUUUUGAACAAUCUUCAUAAAAUACAAUGUAAAAGCAUAAAAGAUGAUACCCAUGUUGUAAAGUUUGUUGUUCCAUUGAUUCGAGAUUUGCUGGAUAAGAAUUACGAAGUUCUCGCUCUGGGACAGUUUUUGAAUGAUCUACCUCCCACUAGUGGAAGCGCUACAUUCUUCGAUGACUUCGUAAAAUAUUGUCAAUCUAAGGAAUGGAUUCAAUUCAUAAAUAAACAUGUCCAACACAAAGCUUCCCAACAUGAAGAAGACACAUUCCGUGAUUCUCACAAUCAGAUGACAAAGUACUGGCUCAACGUCAUGGAGGAUUCUACAGUUGCUUGUCAUAAGAGAGACCGGGAUGGUGGUGAAAGCAAAUUGAAAUUCCAAGCUCAGAUCGAGAUUCCCUUUCAAAGUCGUCGAACAACGGAAGAAGAAAGACAAGCAAAGAAUAUGAAGCAAUUGUUCAAUCAACACAAUGCUGCACUAAGGCAAUGGAGAGCUACGAAGAGGUUUUUAACAAGUGGAAGAGGCCCUUGGAAAGAUAGGAACCUCGGAGAAGUAGCCUGGAAGCUAUCGAAUGUUGAGAACUUUUCGCGAAUGAGAUUGAAAUUGACUGAGAACUAUAACUUUGAUCCUCACACAGAUGCAAGUAGAUUAAGAGACAAUGUGGAAAUCAUUGAACCUGUUACCCAGAUGACAGCUGAUGAUGGUCUAAUUCCUGCAUCAGCAGUAAAGCAAGCUGAAUCCGCAAAAUCAUCGAGUUUAGAAGAUGACAGCGUAGGAGAUGAAGAAUGGAGUACUCUGACUAGUAAUGUCAACACUACAGCAGACACACAAAGCCAAAAAGAGAAAAGUGUGUUCUCAGCAGAAUGUCAUCUUGUAACACUGAUGGAUUACAUUGUUGGAAAGAUUGAAAUCUCAACAACUCAUGUCUACUUCUAUGAUAGCAGUGUUAAUAAAGAUGAAGAAACUGGACGAGAUUUCAAAUGGUCUUUACAACACUUACGUGAAGCCCAUUUCCGUCGAUACAAUCUCAGAAGAAGUGCAUUGGAACUGUUCUUAAUCGACCAGUCUAAUUAUUUCAUCAACUUUGACGACCUCAAACAAAGAAACGCAGCUUACAAGGCUUUACUCAGUGUUAGACCUCCUAAUUUGUUAUAUUUUGGAAGCAGAUCGCCGCAAGAGCUCUUAAAGGCAUCUGGAUUAACUCAGAAAUGGGUGCAGCGAGAAAUCAGUAACUUUGAUUAUUUAAUGCAAUUGAAUACAAUAGCUGGGAGAACAUAUAAUGAUCUGAGCCAGUAUCCAGUGUUUCCUUGGAUAGUUGCUGACUACACUUCAGAGAAAUUAGAUUUGACGAAUCCGGCUUCAUUCAGGGAUUUGUCCAAACCAGUCGGAGUUCAAAAUCCUGACAAUGAACAGGAAGUACGAGACAAAUUUGACAAUUUUGAAGAUCCGAGUGGAAUGAUAGAGAAGUUUCAUUACGGCACUCAUUAUUCAAAUUCCGCUGGUGUUCUUCAUUACAUGAUUAGAAUGGAACCAUUCACGACGUUACAUAUACAGCUGCAGAGUGGAAGAUUUGAUCUUGCCGAUCGUCAGUUCCAUUCCAUUCCUACAUCAUGGCAAGCUAUCAUGGACAAUCCUAACGAUGUAAAAGAACUUAUUCCAGAGUUUUUCUACCUUCCUGAAUUCCUGGUCAACUUGAACAAAUUUGAUCUUGGAAAACAUCAGAUUACUAAAGAUCUUGUGAACGAUGUUAUUUUGCCGGUUUGGGCAAAGACGCCGGAAGAAUUUGUAUUCAAGAAUCGAAAAGCGCUUGAAUCAGAAUAUGUUUGCCAGAAUCUCCAUCACUGGAUAGAUUUGAUAUUUGGUUACAAACAGAGAGGAGAUGAAGCUGCUAAAGCAUUGAAUGUGUUUUAUUAUUGCACAUAUGAAGGGGCUGUUGAUCUUGAUGCAAUCACUGACCCAGUGCAGAGAAAAGCAGUCGAAGGAAUGAUUAAUAACUUCGGUCAAACUCCGACGCAACUUCUACGGGAACCUCAUCCAAGGAGAAUGUCUCGAGUCGAAGCGGCAAGAAGGUUGCAGCGGAGGAAGAUUGUCUCCUCUACUGGAGAUAUGAGAACCCUCAGUGUGUUGGAUCAUCCUGAUGAACUGAAAGCUUUCUUUGUGGAGGUCAUGCCAGAAAGCGAUCCUCUUGUUUUUGUAUCUGUUCCAAAAUAUCAAGCAAGAUCAUUUAUACAAGCAGGGAUGCCAGAUGUGCUGGUUACAAUCAGCAAACAUGGGAUUCUCGGAAGUCAUGGAUGGCUGCCAUACGAUAAAAGCAUCACCAAUUAUUUCACUUUUGAGAAAGACCCGAGUAUUACUAAUCCAAAACUUCAGCGCAAAAUCCAAGGCCUCCCGAUACCUGGAAUCACUUUAUCUGCUCGGUUAUUUGUGAUUACCCACGAUGCAAAGUUACUGUUUGUUGGAGGACAUUGGGACAACAGUGUGAGAGCUGUUACUUUAGGAAGAUCUAGGAAUAUAACACACUUGGUCAGACAUUUCGACAUUGUAACCUGCCUGGCACUUGACAACUGUGGAUCUCACUUGAUAUCUGGAUCAGCCGAUACAACCUGUGUCAUAUGGCAGAUUAUACAACACAACGGAGUAUCAACUGGAGUUUCACAACGACCAUUACAAGUAUUAUAUGGGCACGAGGAUGAAGUGAUGUGUGUGGCGAUCAAUACUGAACUAGACAUGGCGGUUUCUUCUUCAAAGGAUGGUACUUGCAUUAUCCACACAGUAAGGAAAGGCAACUAUGUUCGUACUAUUCAACCUAUGAGCAACUGUUCAGAUCCUUUAGUUGUUCCGUACAUCGCAUUGUCUGAGGAAGGACACAUUGCUUUAUAUGCUCACACAAAGAAAGAUGCUAAAGAGGAGAAAUUAUAUUUACACUUGUACUCGAUCAAUGGGAAACACCUUGCUGUAGAUUGUUUGGAGUCAAAGUUGAAUCAUAUGACAAUAACAGGGGAAUUCUUGAUAUCGGGAGACGUCAAAGGAUCUCUGGUGAUAAGGGAAUUGUUCAGCUUGGAACCCGUAUCACACCUAACAUUAUGCCAGAGUAUAUACUGUGUAUCGGUAGCAAAGAAUGGUUCUCAUAUCUUAGUGACAUUACGAGAUGGAAAACUAAUCAUUGUGGGAGUUGGCAGACCAGCAGAAGCAAGACCUUUGUUUUCUUAACUCAUGUUUAUUUGAUUUACAUCUGAAACAUUGCUGGGAAUUAUAAAUUGUAACAAUUUAUGUCCUGAAAUUUUUUAUUUCCUAUUCAUUUUUUAUUCCCCAUGACAGUGGUUCUCAAACUUUUUGCCACGCCCUCUUUUUAGAAUUUGUCAAGCCUUGCGCCCCAUUUCAAAAAUAACUAGCUAAA
Styela clava is the source of this 8785-nucleotide messenger RNA. The record is from RefSeq and is a predicted model, not a curated record. NCBI's taxonomy places the organism in Eukaryota, Metazoa, Chordata, Ascidiacea, Stolidobranchia, Styelidae.